This is a messenger RNA of Gadus macrocephalus (Pacific cod), 1354 nucleotides long. RefSeq names its product chromosome 7 C11orf54 homolog (gene bkgd). The transcript is spliced from 8 exons. The record is from RefSeq and is a predicted model, not a curated record. Bases 28 to 987 code for a protein of 319 amino acids. NCBI's taxonomy places the organism in Eukaryota, Metazoa, Chordata, Actinopteri, Gadiformes, Gadidae. Gene Ontology annotation, cellular component: nucleus. Gene Ontology annotation, molecular function: zinc ion binding; hydrolase activity, acting on ester bonds.
UCUCAGUGUACUUUUCGCAAGCAAGAAAUGGCAGCUGUAACCAAGACCGAAAAGAAAAAGUUACAUUGUCCAGCUUUAGAGGAACUGUGCAAUGUAUUGGAGUCGGGAUUAAACAAAAAUUUUGCUGACGUUCAAGUUGGUGUUGUCGACUGUCCAGACCUGACCAAAGAGCCAUUUCAGUUUCCGGUCAAAGGCUUGUGCGGGAAUCCUCGUAUUACUGAUGUUGGCGGUGUACCAUAUCUCGUUCCUCUGGUACAGAGGCACAAGGAGUAUGACAUGAACACUGUAUCUAAAGAGGUGGAACUUCCAGGAGCAUUCAUCCUCGGAGCUGCAGCGGCACCUUCUAGAGUUGUUGGAAUGAACGCAGAAUUCAUGCCCCUGGUCAAGACGGAGACAGAGGGAAGACCUGCAGUGAAUGGCAGCUACUUCUCCUCCAUCAAUCCAGCCGAUGGCAAGUGCCUACAAGAAAAGUAUAGCGACACAUUCCCAGGCUGCCAGUUUGGGCUGAUGGGCAAUCUGUAUGCUUGUGAAGGAAAACCUGGAAAGGUCAUAGAGGUAAGGGUCAAAAAAAGAACUGGGGAGGACAGCCUGGUCACUGCCAUGAGGAAGACUCUCGAAGCCCACUACCCCGAUAAAAACCUGGCUCUUGGUGGCACCUUUAUCAUCCAGAAAGGAAAAGCAAAAAUUCACAUAAUGCCAAGAGAGUUUUCCGUCUGUCCCCUAAACACCGACGACGAGGUCAACGAUUGGCUGAAACACUACGAGAUCGACGCACCGAUCAUCUGUCUGUCUGUGUUCGUAUCUAAAGACCCGGGGCUGGACCUGCGUGUGGAGCACACCCAUUGCUUCAGCCAUCACGGUGAAGGGGGUCAUUAUUAUAUAGAUACCACACCUGAUACGGUGGAGUAUAUGGGCUACUUCCUACCUGCUGAAUACCUCUACCGCAUCGACCGGCCACAGGAGUCUCAUGCCAUUGGACGGGACUGAGAAAAAAGGAACCUUCAUUGUGUUCACGAUUCUAAGAAGCACAAAUCUUUUAAUUAACCUCACAUUCAAUUGAUAACCAUGUAAUAUAUACGUGAUGGUGUCAAAAUCAUUUCAAAUAAGACAUUUCAGGAUUGUACUGCAUUCAUUCAUCGCUACAUUUUAUCAGCCUAGUGAUACCCUAUUGAAGUCGUGAGUUUGCAUUCUGUUUCGGCAGACAUGCAUUCUGGAAUGCAAACUUGAACAUCUGGAUGGUAUCAUGGUGAAACUUACAUUUCAUGUCAAACAAGUUCAAUUUUUGUAUAUGAUGUAGCCACCUGUUUCUCCAGUUGGCUAACGGAUACUUAAAAUAAACGAACACUAACUGAAA